Molecule: messenger RNA, 3182 nt
Organism: Sturnus vulgaris (Common starling)
Lineage: Eukaryota; Metazoa; Chordata; Aves; Passeriformes; Sturnidae
Source: RefSeq, a predicted model, not a curated record
CUGGAAAAACAUGAAAAAACAGUUUUGGGUAUAGAAUAGCCUUAAAUGGUAGGAGGGAGGAAUGGGGAAAGAAUUGCAUUGUACUGUACAAAACUUUGUCAAACCGGUCAAAAUUUAACUUGGCUUUAUAGAUUUGGCAGUUAGGAAAAAUUCUGAAUAUCUUAGUAUUAUAUGUUCGGUAAAUUUGAUUUUGAUUGUCAAAUUUGAUUUAAAAAUAAUCAAAACAUAAAAAUUGGAAAUCUAUGGUGGUGGGUUCUAGAAGAGUUAUUUUCAAGGACAUUGUCAUGCUAGUACUAGGCCUUGAAGCAAACCUUGUGCAGUGGUUAACUGGAAAUUGCCCUAUUUUAGGGAUUUUUUCAGGAACUAUCCAUUACGUCACUAGCAAACUGAGGAACCAGUUAGCCAAGGGAAAUGUGCUGCUUAGGCAUUGCUCCAAUGAAUUAUUUUGUGAUCAAAAUAAUGUUUGUGUCCUCACAUCCCACAAAUUUAACAACAGUGUAAUCUCUGUGAUUUCUUAAUAAUGAUAAGAGUGGCAGUGUAUGAGUGGUGAUAGUGGCAACGCUCACAUCCAAGUGGAGAGUUUCCCACGGUUGAGACAGCAGAUGUUGGCAGCAGACAAUGAAAUGAACCUUUUCUAUUCAUUCUGUUUCCUGUGAGCAAAUAUUCUAUUCCUCAUUGUCCAUAACAAAACCCUUCUGAGUGCAGCAUAGCUAUAACAAAACCUUAUUUAUCACCAGCAAUAUUUACCCUACCUGUAAUCCACUAUCAGCUAUUUUAUUUUAGUUCCGAACAGGACCUGCUGUUUGUUCUCUUCUGCACAGAACAAGAGAUCAACCCAAUGAAACCGUCACCUUUGAGCUAGUGUAGGAAUGUGUGAGUCUGAGAGAUAAAGGGAGCUAUAAAGGGGGAAGCAGCUGGGAGGGCUCCAGACCAAACUGACCACGGCUCCCAAAAGGUUGUGGCCCAGGUUUGAAGAGGUUCAUUCCUAAGGAAUCAGCAUGGAGCCUGAGGAGUACAGACAGAGAGGGAAAGAGAUGGUGGAUUACAUUUGCCAGUACCUGAGCAAUGUGAGAGAGAGACGGGUGACUCCUGAUGUACAGCCAGGUUACAUGAGAGCCCAGCUGCCAGACUCUGCCCCAAUGGAUCCAGACAGCUGGGACAACAUCUUUGGAGAUAUAGAGAAGAUUAUUAUGCCAGGGGUAGUCCAUUGGCAAAGUCCACACAUGCAUGCCUACUUUCCAGCUCUAACAUCCUGGCCUUCACUCCUUGGAGACAUGUUGGCUGAUGCAAUUAACUGCUUGGGAUUCACAUGGGCCUCCAGCCCAGCCUGUACAGAACUGGAAAUGAACGUGAUGGAUUGGUUGGCUAAAAUGCUGGGCCUUCCAGAUAAAUUCCUGCACUACCAUCCUGACAGUGUGGGUGGAGGAGUAUUACAGAGCACUGUGAGUGAAUCAACCUUGGUUGCAUUGCUGGCAGCAAGGAAGAACAAAAUUCUGGAGAUGAAGGUUUCUGAACCAGACACUGAUGAGUCCUCGCUCAAUUCUCGCCUCAUCGCUUACGCAUCUGAUCAAGCACAUUCCUCUGUAGAAAAGGCUGGCUUGAUUUCUCUUGUGAAGAUAAAAUUUCUGCCUGUGGAUGAGAACUUUUCCCUCAGAGGUGAAACUUUGAAGAAAGCCAUUGCAGAAGACAGAAAGAAAGGCCUAGUGCCAGUCUUUGUUUGUGCAACUUUGGGUACAACUGGUGUCUGUGCUUUUGACAAUCUCUCAGAACUGGGUCCAGUUUGUGAUGCUGAGGGACUCUGGCUUCAUAUUGAUGCUGCAUAUGCAGGAACAGCAUUUGUGUGUCCUGAAUUUCGAUUGUUUCUGGAUGGAAUUGAAUAUGCAGAUUCCUUUACUUUUAAUCCUUCUAAGUGGAUGAUGGUUCAUUUUGACUGCACUGGAUUUUGGGUUAAAGAUAAAUACAAGUUACAUCAAACCUUCAGUGUUAAUCCUGUCUACCUCAGACAUGCCAAUUCAGGAGCUGCAAUUGACUUCAUGCACUGGCAAAUUCCACUGAGUCGUCGAUUUCGUUCUUUGAAGCUGUGGUUUGUGCUGCGUUCAUUUGGAGUGAAAAAGCUUCAAGCUCAUGUCCGACAGGGAACUGAAACAGCCAAAUUCUUUGAAUCCUUGGUUAAAAGUGACCCACUCUUUGAAAUUCCUGCCAAGAGACAUCUUGGACUGGUUGUAUUUCGCCUAAAGGGUCCCAAUUGGCUGACAGAAAAACUCCUGAAAGAACUGAGCAGUUCUGGCAGGCUUUUCCUCAUUCCAGCAACCAUCCGUGACAAGUUCAUCAUUCGCUUUACUGUGACAUCUCAGUUCACAACCAGAGAAGAUAUUCUGCAGGACUGGAGCAUCAUUCAACACACUGCAGCCCAAAUCAUUAGGCAGAAUUAUGGGUUGCACUACAUCAAUUCUGGUGAUGGGGCAGGAGUCCCCACUACAAUAGUUCAGCCUACUUCUGAUGCCAUUAGUAAUGUUCCUCAGCUUUAUUUAGAUGGAGGGAAAUACAAAACACCUUCCAGAAAAACAGUAGUUCAGCCUAAGAAAUUAUCAGUAAGUCCCAGUACAUGUGUGAUUAGUCAGCAGGUGAAAGGUCAAGAGGAUCCUCUGGAUGACUGUUUUCCAGAAGACGUCCAAGAUGUUACCAAACAUAAGUUAACCUCUUUUUUAUUCAGUUAUUUAUCUGUUCAAGGCAAGAAGAAGACAGCACGUUCCCUUAGCUGCACCAGUGUGCCAGUGACUGGCAAUCUGGAGCAAUGUAACCCCAAAGCAGCAGCCACUGACAAGAAGGAGUCUCGUACAAAUGCCAGAGUUCUUUCCAGGCUGCCUGAAGACAUGAUGAUAUUCAAAAAAGGUGCCUUCAAAAAACUAAUUAAAUUCUACAGUGUUCCAAGCUUUCCAGAGUGUAGCAUUCAGUGUGGCCUUCAGCUGCCUUGUUGUCCUCUGCAGGCCAUUGUUUAACAAGUCAGAGAGCUUGGUCCUUAGAAAAAGAACCAAAGUUUGCUUAUUCACAUGCAAUACUACGUGUUCUUUUGUUCAAAUGUAUGUCAUGGCAAUGACCACUGAGAAAAUGCCUGUGCUUUUACUGGUGAAAACCUCAUGUAUUUAUAGAUUAAAAUGUCAAAUAAAUCUUGUAGGCCUAUA